UAGGUUUCCUGUUGUUUUUGUUGUGUCCAUUAGACGAUCGCGUCCCUUACGAGAGACGCGAGAUUAUCGCAGUGUAAAGGAAAAACAUAAAAGGACUACACAUGAAGAUAUUUCCCGUCCGGUACUACGAUUUAUUUCCGUAGAGAAGAACAAUUCACGAGCCUACAAAAUCAUCGAAAAAUCAGUAAAUAAUAAAUGAAGGGGCUCCUUAAUAUCGCCCUGAAAAUCCGGCACUCUACGGAUCAACUAUCUUAAAGUAUGGAUGAAUGCAAAAUACUUAUCGAGGAUGAAAAAGAAGAAAUUAUAUCAGACCUCGAGGAGGAUUUUACAAUAGGAUAUUUUAUUCUUUUAGAAGACUUAUUAUCUGGCUAUCCUCAUGUUUCACAAUUUGUACAUAAACUGUAUGAUCAUAUCAAGAAGCAACGAAAGGAAAUUAAUAAUCUACGAAAUAAACUUGCUGAGCAGAAACAUCAAAGCUUACCUCAUGAGAAAACAUAUGUAGACGGUGAAACCCAGACAAACCCCUCGAAUCUUCAUGAAUCUUUAUCACAAAAUAAAUCUUCAUCGCAAGAUUCGGAUAUUAAUAGUAAUGAUAAACCACCUACUACUACAAUAGAUCAAAUAAAAAAGAUAGCGGAAUCAACUUUAUCACAAACUGGUUUUGGAUACAAAGAAACACACGGGAUAUAUUAUGUUUAUAACAGUGGAUAUUAUUUUGACACAAGAUAUGGCCUAUAUUAUGAUGGAAAUACUGGAAUAUGUUACUACUACGAUAAAGUUAACAACACGUAUCAACUCCACAGUCAAGUUGAAGUUCGUACAAAUGAAGCUACCAAUGUGUCUCUUCCUUCCAUGCAAAAGUUGGAGGAUGCUGGGAAAGUAAAUGAGGCUUCAAAUGAGAUAGACGGAUUAAUAAAUAGCUUCUCAGAUAUAACACUUGAAAGAUGUAGGCCACAAAUUCCAGAUUUAGUGAAAAUUGAACCAUGCAUGAGAAUGAUUGUCAUAGAGACCAAUAUGGAGGAAUUAAAAAUAGGCAGUCUCUUUCUCGUAACAUGCACAGGAGGUACAGUAGGUAGAAAAGGAGAUCACUUGUUGUUAAUACCGGAUGAAAGUAUCAGCAAGCAUCACGCACGCUUUAUAUAUGACGAAACUGACAAACAAUAUCGGAUAAUCGAUUAUGGCUCAACGAAUGGCACAUUUUUGAAUGGCAAGAAGCUAUCGGAGUUUAAUCCUUACGUGAUAACGCACGGUUCGACCAUAAAGAUUGGCGAGACAAAACUGGUAUGCCAUAUUCAUUACGGAAGCGAGUCAUGCGAUUAUUGCGACCCGGCAAUCAUGGAAAUCAAAUUGAAUCUUAAGAAAAGUUCCAUCGACAAGCCGAUACCGAAACAUAACAAGGGAUACGAAAUGCUUAUGAAAAUGAACUGGUCGGAGGGUUGUCCCUUGGGCAAAAACAAAGACGGGAUAACGGAACCCGUAAGUUAUUUCCUCAACGUCAUUAACUUGUCUCAGUUAGCGCAAGAGGCGAUUUUUGCGCUUCUGUCUCGCGCAUACACUGUGUCUCAGUUUUGAUACACUGGAUCGCGAUAUCUUCAAGAUAUCCCUGUGAUUUUACAUACACACAUAACACACGCGUUGUAUUGCAUUUAUAUUGUUGAAUGGGAAAUUAUAACAUUGAUGUUAUGUUACUAUUAGUUAAUGCUCACCGGGAUACGGUUGGUACAUGGAAUACGCCAUUCGGCCCAAAUACAUGAUGUUUGAUUGAAUAUUGAAACUGAAAAUUACACUGUAACGAAGAAUCAUAGUUUUCUGCGAUGUUUCAGAUACGUUUUGUAAAGAAGAAAUUUUUUCACAAUUAAGCAGCAUAUAUUGUCGACACCUUGGAAUCAAGUUUUCGUCGUAUGGAAAAUGCGCGACCGUUUCGAAUCAAAAUAAAGUCAUUUUGACUUUCUGACUUUGAUUAUAUGACUAAGUUCUGUUAUAACAAGAAGGAUCUUGGAUCGAUCGAGGAGAACUUUCCCAACAUCGAAAUUGAUCCUAACAUGGAGGAAAAACAAACAGUAUGAUGAAAAACACAAGAACGUUUAUAACGAAAUAAUGGAUUGAGACUCGUUGGCGAGAUAAAUCCCGUAUCAUUUCGAAUUAAAUCGAAAACUUAGAAUACAAAAGUGACUUGCAAUUACUUGUAAAUGUUGGAAACGUUUCCCUAGAAAAAUCAAUAUAAUGAUUUUUCUUUAUAAAAUUAAUAAUUGUUAAUAAUUGUUAGUUGACUUAUUAUUCAACAUAUUUGCUGUUUUGUCGGACGUAUUCCGUGUCGUGUACUGUCGUGUUUCAUAUAUCGAUAAGUCUCGUCUUAUUGUAAUCAAUUUGCAGAGUUGGGUAAACUAAUUUUUACUUUUAAAAGAUAAUGCCCGUAAAAUCAAUUUAGGUAAACUGAAGAUUAUCUAAUUCGAAACUAAAUUAAAAGUUAAGUUAAAUUAACUUAAUAAAGUUAACAAAUUAAUUAUGCAGUCAUAUACGUAUAUACAUGCUUUUUUCAUAUAAUCAACUUUUUAAUCGUGAAUUUCUUCAUCGUAAAUUUAUGCUAUAAAAAAAGUAUUAUAAGAAAGUAUAUGUAUUAUAAAUAAUAUUAUAAAUGUAUUAUAAUAUAGUAUAUAUUAUAAAAAAGUAUAUGUAUUAUAAGAAAGUACUAACUUUUGUGUCUAGUAUUCCAUACAAAAAAAAGAACUAUUC
Dinoponera quadriceps is the source of this 2733-nucleotide messenger RNA. RefSeq names its product angiogenic factor with G patch and FHA domains 1-like. Gene Ontology annotation, molecular function: protein binding; nucleic acid binding. The record is from RefSeq and is a predicted model, not a curated record. The coding region runs from base 259 to 1572 and encodes 437 amino acids. NCBI's taxonomy places the organism in Eukaryota, Metazoa, Arthropoda, Insecta, Hymenoptera, Formicidae. The transcript has 9 exons.